CCUUAGCUCCUCCACACUUUAGUCGUGGUUGUCUCCAUUGGAGGUGCUUGACAAUGUACAUGUGGCUGACAGCUUUAGGCGGACUGCUGCUCCUGUGCGCCCCCAUCCUCAGGUCACUCUUCCCGUACUUGGUGGACGACAGCGUGUACAUCCUCAGGAGUGUCCGCUUCGCCAUUACACUUCACAAGUACAAGACGAGAAAACCUUUCCACAGCAUCGUGGACGGCUUCUUGGACGCGGCCAGGAGACAUCCCUCUAAGACCUUCUUGCACUUUGAGGGACAACAGUUCUCCUAUGGAGAGGUGGACAAGCAGAGCAACAAGGUGGCCCGGGUCUUCCAGGAGGAGGCCAGGCUCAAGGAGGGAGAACCGGUAGCCCUCUUUUUGGCCAACGAGCCGGACUUUGUGUGGACCUGGCUGGGACUCGCCAAACUGGGCUGUCCGGUUGCUCUGCUCAACUUUAACAUCAGGUCCAAAUCUCUGCUGCACUGUUUCUCCUGCUGUGGGGCCAAAGUGCUGGUGACCUCUGCAGAGCUGCAGGGCGCUGUGGAGGAAGUGCUACCUGCACUCAGAGCGCAGGGGGUCAGGGUGUACCUCCUGUCAGGGACAUGUCACGUCCAGGGAGUCAGCGUUUUGGCUGAUGAGAUCUCCAAGGCCUCAGACCAGCCAGUGUCUCGGGACCUCAGAGCCAAUGUCAAGAUCAGGAGCACUGCUCUCUACAUCUACACGUCAGGAACCACAGGUUUGCCCAAAGCGGCGGUGGUCACCCAAGAGCGCAUGUGGGCUGCGUCCUUCAUCCAAGGAGCGUGUGGCGUCACAGCCGAUGACGUCAUCUACAUCAAUCUACCUCUCUACCACAGCUCAGGCUUCCUCAUCGGGCUAGCGGGUGCCAUCCAGAGAGGUACAACGAUCGUUUUGAAGAGAAAGUUCUCUGCCACUCAGUUCUGGGACGACUGCAGGAAGUAUAAUGUGACAGUGAUGCAGUAUAUUGGCGAAACCAUGCGGUACCUCUGCAACAUGCCCGAGAAAGACAAUGAGAGGGACCACAAAGUGAGGAUGGCCAUCGGCAAUGGCGUCCGCACAGAUGUAUGGUCCGAGUUUCUGCGGCGCUUCGGCGACAUUAAAGUGAAGGAGCUGUAUGCGGCCACCGAGGGAAACAUCGGGUUCAUGAAUUACACCUCCAAGGUCGGCGCUGUGGGGCGGAUCAAUUUCUUCCACAGUUUCAUCUUCCCAUACACGCUGAUCAAGUUCGACAUCGAGAAGGAGGAGCCUGUCAGAAACUCCCAGGGUCUUUGCAUCAAGGCGGCCAAAGGUGAGACGGGUCUCCUGGUGGGAAAGGUCACCCAGAGGUCACCCUUUGUGGGCUACGCAGGCAACGAGCAGCAGACGGAGAAGAAGAAGCUCCGCGACGUGAUGAAGAAGGGCGACUUGUACUUCAACACGGGAGAUUUGCUUCGCUUUGACGAAGACAACUUUGUUUAUUUUCAAGACAGAGUCGGCGACACAUUCAGGUGGAAAGGAGAAAACGUGGCCACAUCGGAGGUAGCAGACAUCCUCACAAUGGCUCAUUGCAUUUUAGAGGCAAACGUGUACGGCGUUAAAGUGGAAGGGAACGAAGGACGGGUGGGCAUGGCGGCAGUCACUUUGAAAGAAGGCCAAGACUUUGACUGUGACGAAGCCUACACGCUGCUGGUCACCUAUCUACCCACCUACGCACGCCCCCGAUUCAUCAGGAUACAGCCCUGCUUGGAGAUGACGGGCACGUUCAAGAUGAAGAAAACCACGUUGGUGAGAGAAGGAUUCAACCCAGCACUCAUCAGCAACCCUUUAUACUACCUCGAUGCAUCGAAACAGACCUUUGUUCCCAUGACGGAGGAGAUAUACAGCGGCAUAACCAGCGGCACGAUCAAACUCUAACACAGAGUGUUUCCAGAUAUGUUCACCUUAUCUGCCUUCAAACAACUAAUCUCAGGGAGGGAUGGACACCAUAAGACUAUUUCUCCUGUUAUGUAUUUGCAGCCCUGACAACUGUAGGAAGUAAACUACUGUGCAGUACAGCUAAUAUUUCAUCAGCUAGGAUGGGCCAAAUCAACUAUAGCAUUUCAAAAUACUACACUGAAGUCUUUUAUCCAAUGAAAUGAAUUUGCUGUUAAUAUCAUCACAAGUUAGGAUAUUAAACUUAGCAUCUGUUGUGAUUUUAUCAUUGAACCUUUGUGCCACGGUGAUGGACCGCCAAGUCAUGGCAAGACACUUUUAUCACAUCAUUUACUUUUCAAGUCUACAAUAUUGGUGGACAUUUCUGUCUCCUGGGAGUAAAAUUCAUUUUAGAAGAAAAAAAAAGGCCUAAAAUAUGAAUAGUACUACGUCUACGGGUAGUAAGCCAGUUUUUUUUUUCCACGUAAUGUUCCAACAUUACUCCCUCAUCGUAAAUUGACAACUUUACACGUAUAACAUUUUGCCUUUUUCUUUUUCGUAAUGAACUUAAAGGGAGUGUAUGCAGCCUUGAGUUCCCCAGCUGCCUAGAGGGCGCUAGCGUUUCAACGUACUGCCAGCAUUAUAUCAAGCCCUCUUCCUGAUUUGAGUACGCAAGCCACGCCUGACGUGACAUGUGCGCGCUCACAAUGUUUGUUGUCAGCUAAUGAUAGCGAUUUGACAAAGUUUAACUAUUGUUGAAAGUAUCGCAUGAAUGUAAAUUGUUAAUCGCCUCUUUGAGAUUACUUUUGUGUGUGUGGACGCACCAUAGAAACCUGUGUGAAUACCAGAUAGCGGCACGUGGCCAAACAUCUUGUUUGGGCCGAACACAAUUUACGGCAAUUUUUUUGGUUUAAUUUGCAAUUGUGAAAUAAAUGUUUUUGUACAAGCUUGUUCUUUUAACCCACUGUUGGUAACAUACACUAUGCUAGGCGGUGGUGGUCUUCUUGGGUGAAAAACAAACAUAAUCUUGUGCCAGCUGCGUACAGUCCCUCUAGUUAUUGGAACAUUUCUACUUCACUCUUGUAGUUUUUUUCUUCCCACUAACACAGCCCCACACAGGUUUGCAUCCUUUCAACAUAACAUGGAAACGUGCUUUCGUGCUACAUUGGCCAGUAUCCAUUGUACAGAAAUUGCAAGCACACUUUGCAAACUGUCAUUAAUUUGUGGAGUCUAGUCUAAUUUCAAAAUGAAAUUUAUUUAUUAAUACAGUGGUAUACAUUUAAAAAAUGUGUUGCAGACGGGAAAACAAGGUAUGAAAAAAAAAAGAAGUCUAAAUAAAUAAAAAAAAAAUGCUGGACAAACAGGGAAAUAAACUAGUGUUGUAUUGAAGCACUGAAGUGUUACCAUAUCAAAAGAAAAUAGUACUGAUGUGCCAUCAUAAAUUGUCUAUUAGUACAAAAAUACAUUUCAGGGCACACAAUAAAGCAUCCAGUAUCACAAAUAAAGAAAGGGACCAGUCCUUGUAACAGACCCCCCACCCUCAACCCCUUUGGGCAUAU
Messenger RNA from Dunckerocampus dactyliophorus (ringed pipefish), 3472 nucleotides. RefSeq names its product hsFATP2a_ACSVL_like domain-containing protein. The transcript has 10 exons. The coding region runs from base 54 to 1916 and encodes 620 amino acids. The record is from RefSeq and is a predicted model, not a curated record. Lineage: Eukaryota; Metazoa; Chordata; Actinopteri; Syngnathiformes; Syngnathidae. Gene Ontology annotation, molecular function: long-chain fatty acid-CoA ligase activity; long-chain fatty acid transmembrane transporter activity.